Ctenopharyngodon idella (grass carp) is the source of this 3936-nucleotide messenger RNA. It is a transcript of the gene ccdc171, whose product is annotated as coiled-coil domain-containing protein 171. The record is from RefSeq and is a predicted model, not a curated record. NCBI's taxonomy places the organism in Eukaryota, Metazoa, Chordata, Actinopteri, Cypriniformes, Xenocyprididae. Bases 238 to 3828 code for a protein of 1196 amino acids. The transcript is spliced from 24 exons.
AAAGCGAGUGAGACGUGUUUUGAUGAAUAUUUCGCGGUGUUUUUCGUUUACCGUUGUUGUCAUGGUGAGGAGGAAAUAUGGCGUCAGAUUCAAACAGACGCUGAGGAGUGUUUACAAUUACAACUACACGGAUUUAAACGUUUUAAUGUCGUUUCACUGUAAUAUUUCAACAAACACGGACACACGAGCAUAACAGGCCUAUUAACGAUCUCAGAACUGUAAGGACACGUUGAGCUCAUGCCCACUGAGCCGCCCGCCGUCCGUCCACGCCAUGGCAGUCGAGCCAAACGUAAAGACUCCAGCCACCCUGUUUCCACCCUGCGGGCGUCUCACCCGGCGUCUGUCACCCCGUCUGCACAGAACCCACAGGAGGAGAUCAACAGGCUCAGAGGCGUGAUUGAUGGGCUGCAGAGAGACAGACGGGUCGGUGAGAGAGAGACGGGUGAGGAUUUCACUCUUGCGGCUGAGCUGAGGUGGAAAAUCAACCAGCUGGAAAAGGACAAACUGGAUUUCACUUCCAAACACAAUGAAGAGGUGUCGCAGUAUGAGGCGCAGGUUGCCCGGUUACGGGCGCAGGUGGAGCGCGGAGAGGCGCAGCGGCAGACGCUGGAGUACGAUGUUGCCGUGGUGAAGAGAGACACAGCAGCGGAGAGGAGAAACGCAGAGGAGAAGAUGAAGGAGCUGAGGAAACACAAUCACAGGCUGGAUGUCCUCAGCUCAGAGCUGCGUCAGAGAGUGUCCGAUCUACAGAGAUCUUUAGAGAUAACGCAGAAGGCGCGUGAGGAUGACCUGCAGGGCCUCCAGACGGAGCUGCACGAGAGAGACCGUCUGCUGCUGAGCGCAAAUGCUGAGAACGACCAGCUGCAGGCCGAAAAGAGACAACUAGAGACACUGAUACAGGAACAGAACGACACACUACAUAAAAUGAAAUGUGAAAUGGAGAGAAUGAAGAGAGACGGAGAGAAAGAUGCAGAGAAACUGAAACACAAAUCAGCAGAGCUGAACCGCAGCGCAGAGAGAGAACAGAGACUACGCUCUGAUCUGGAGUCAGCUCUGCAGAAGGUGAAGGAUCUGGAGCAGAGCGUGGAGUCUGAACGCACCGCACAUCUGCAGUCUAAAUUCAGCUCUGAGGUCAUCCAGAUGAGGAUGAGAGAUCUGGAAGAUGCUCUGCAGGUGGAGAAGAAAGGUCACGCUGAGGUCACGGCCAGUCUAGAGCUCUGGAAGCAGAAGUUUGGGGAGGUGGAGCGGACGAACGCUCACGAGAGAGACAAGUCACAUGACAUGAGCCAGAAACUCACUCAGUUGGAGAAGGACUUCUUGACCAUGAAAACUGAUCUGAUUGGUCAGCUAGAUCAUGAGAAGGCUGCAUCUGCUGAGCUGAUUGGUCAGUUAGAGCAAGAAAGGGCGGAGUCAGUUAAGCUGUCAGUCAAACUGCAGGAGCAGGAGAAAGUGUGGACAGAGAGACAACAGGAACACAGCCAGGUGCAGGAGGCUCUUGUCUGUGCGCAGGAGUCAUAUGACAGUCUGCUGAGCCAUAUUGAUCAGGUGCUACAGCAGUAUCAGCAGCAGGGGGCGACACACACACACAACACAGGGGAAGGAUGUAAACACAAUGCAUCUGCUCUAAUGGACAUCUUGCGGCGAACGCUACAUUACUACAACACACAGUUGCAGGACUCUAUGAUCGUGAUGCAGAAGUUGAAUGACGAGGUCAGACAGAAGGAUGAAAUGAUCACUGAUCUCCAGAGGAACAUCCAGGAGUGUGAGGCUCGCGGUGUGUGUGUGAGUGAAGAGGUGAAGCGUCUGCGUGCGUGUGUCGCAGAUGCUGCAGCUGAACUGCGCAGACUCACACAGCAACACACACAAAUACACACACAGAUGAACACACUGCGACAGCAGCAUCACAAAGACUGCCAGGAGAAACUGGCAUUCCUGCACACGCUCUAUCAGCGUCUGAUUGCCGGGUGUGUGCUGGUGACGCCGCCGCACAGCAUGCUGGGUAGCUUCUCAUGGGCGGAGCUUAGUGCGUUGGUGCAGGAGCACGUGGACACGCUGACCUCUGACCUCUCCGCAGCCAAUCAGAAGGUGUCGUGUCUGGAGAGCGUGUGCGAGGGGAAAUCAACAGCACUGGAGAGUGUGAACGCACAGCUGAGACAGAGAGAGGAGAGCUGGGUCAAACAGAGAGAAGAUCUCAACACACACCACACACACCUCAACCACCAGCUGCAGCUGAAAAUACAGGAUCUCAGUAGGCAGCUGGAGCAGUCCGAGGGGCGUGUCCACUCUCUGGAGCGCACUCGGUCCGAGCAGGAACAGGAAGUGAUGCGUCUGUGGGCGGCGUGUGGUUUGCUAGCGGGGUGUGUGCGCGCGCUGCGGAGGCAGGUGUGUUUGCUGGAUUGGCAGAAGGCUGUGCUGCAGGAGCGCGUGAGUGACGCGGAUGCCUUGAAGAUGGAGGUCAGCAAGCUGCUGCACGCACUCGGCGAGGGCGGGGUCAAAGGUCACGGCAGGUUCCGGCGUUGUGCGAUCGCAGUGCUGGCAGCGGGGCGUCUGCGCGCUCUGGGACGGAGCUCCGCCGUGAUGUUCAGGGUGGCCGUGGGCUCUGGGCCGCAGGUGUGCGUGAGUGAGGUGAAGCUCAGAGAGGAAGAGGAGGAAGAAAACGGCAGCAGGGUGAUGAAGACACUCAGGUCCACUGCGCUGCUCCGGCUCGUGCACACGUGCAUGGAGGAAGUCCAGGGUGAAAUGAACAGAACCGAUGCAGCUGGUGUGAUGUCAGCGGCUCAGAGCGGGUGCAGGAAGUUGUUGGAGCGGCUGCUGUCAGACAUGGACUCUCAGUGCUGUUGGCAUUAUGGGAAGGACUCGUUGGCACGGCGACUGUGUGACGGACUCCACGCGCAGCACACUAAACACAGCUACUGCAACAGCAAGAUGAUGAUGGCAUCUCUUCAGAAGCACAUCCUGGAGUUCACGCAGCGUCUGCAUUCGGCGGAGGUCGAGCGGAGGAACCUGCGGCUGGAGCUCUCACACAUCAAGCGCACAAACACCGGCAGAGACACACACACUGCGUGUGCUCCCCUCCAGCAGUUCGAGCGAGUGUGUGAGGAACUCAGCAGUGCCCUACAGAGGGAGCAGCGCGCUCAGGCUCUGCUGCACGAUCAGGCCUCUCAGCUGCAGCAGCUGGGCCUCAGCAUGGAGCUGCACACGGGGGAAGAGCUGGAGAAGGACCGCACACUCGCACAGGCUGUGCAGAGUUUGUCAGAUGCUAAGAUGGAGUUGAGGAGGAAGGAUCAGUCGCUGCGCUCACUGGGAAAACAGCUCAGCCAAUCACAGCAGGAGAACAAACAGCUGCAGCAAAACAUCAUCAGCGCAGAGAACGCACUGUACACGGCGGCAAAGAACAGAGAGUCUCUGAUGAGCUACAUGAAGUCUGUGGAGAAAGAGAUAAACGUCAUUCUGUCCAAAAAAGCCCCAUCACAGGAGGAUUUCACCCUACAGCUCUCCAGAAUGAUCCUCAUACCCUCAGACUCACAAAGCAUCAUGGGAAACCCAGAGAGAGACGCAUGCCAGCGUUUGGUGAUGCGUUUCCUGGAGCUGAAUCAGCUGGUGUGCUCUAAAAUACCAUCCCAGGAGAGACGGAUCUCAUCAAUCGAGUCUCAUCUCACCACGCUGAAGGACGCCUGCCUGCGGGACAAACACCGCUAUGAACCGUUUUCGUCCUGUGAGCCGCCAGCAGAGGUGGAUUGUGGGACGUGUCUGUCAGACGCUGCGGUCGCACUGAAAGGUUCCUCCAGAAACACACUCUCAGAUCUCACGAGAGAGAGAAAACACUGACGAACUGAGCUCUGUUCACUCUUUAUAAUAUUUGACUUCUGUUUCCCUGUGGAUGAUGUUUAUUAGUCACUGUUUAUUAGUGUUAUUAAAUCUUCAGUGAUUUACUGA